AUGAAAAGAAAGCCUUUAACGGAGUUCACUACACCCUUAGGGUCAGGAGCAGGUAUACCUAAGGAAAAGCGUCCUCCUCCUGUCAAGAAUGGUCUUGAAAGGCUAUCACAACCAUUCAAAGUUCCGUUUGCCAAUAGAUCACAAGCAUUUGGGGCUGAUUCUACUACCAGAGGAAUACCUAUCAGAGAAGCGAGAAGCAAGGUUAAAAGUUACAAUAUUUUAGAUGGUGAUAGUAUAAGCAACGAAGAUUAUGGUGUUGAUGAGAACGGAAAUAUUAUUCAUACCACGAAGAGAUUUGGAGCUUUACUCCCAAGGCAGAUCUUACAAGGUAACAAUGCGUCAAAUAGAGAAAUGGUAUUGAAAAGAUCCUUUAUAGUUCCAUUUUCCAAAACCAAUAAGAAGAAAGAUGAAUUUGUUGACAGGGGCCCCCCGCCACCUUUAGGAACAAAGAGAAAAGUGUUCGUUCCUCCAAGAGCGUUACACGAUCCAACAAGUGAGUUUGCAAUCGUACUCUAUGAUCCUACAGUGGAUGUAGUGCCAUCUACCGAAAGUAAGGAAGGUGAAGAUGGAAGAGACUCCUCUCCGGACGUGUCAGAAGAAAACAAAGAGAACAUAGUAGAACAGCAGGCUAAAAGAAGAAGGACUCACAAAUCACUUGCUGAGAUCUUAGGUAUAGUGAAGAAUCCAGAAGAAGCAGCCUCAAAAUAUCCUGACGUUCCGGUCGUCAUAGAUCCUAGAUUGGCAAAAAUUUUAAGACCACAUCAAGUAGCAGGAGUCAAAUUCUUAUAUCGAUGUACAGCAGGUUUAGAAGACCCAAGGGCCAAAGGAUGUAUCAUGGCUGAUGAAAUGGGGUUAGGUAAAACAUUACAAUGUUUAGCUUUGAUGUGGACGCUAUUGCGCCAGAGUCCAAGAGGAAAGAGAACGAUUGAAAAAUGUAUAAUUGUCUGUCCGUCUUCACUAGUCAAAAAUUGGGCCAAUGAAAUCGUUAAAUGGUUAGGAGAAGGUGUUUUAACUCCAUUAGCUGUUGACGGUGAUCGGACUAAGUCCAGCGACUUAGGACUUGCAUUACAACAGUGGUCGGUCGCAAGGGGGAGAAAUAUCGUGAGACCAGUUUUAAUCAUCUCGUACGAGACUUUAAGAAGAAAUGUCGAUAAGCUUGCCAAUACAGAGGUAGGUUUGAUGUUAGCUGAUGAAGGGCAUAGAUUGAAAAAUGGGGACUCUUUGACUUUUACAGCCUUAAAUUCUUUGAAAUGUGAUAGAAGAGUAAUACUAUCAGGGACACCCAUACAAAAUGAUUUAUCAGAGUACUUUUCUCUAUUAAAUUUUGCUAAUCCAGGAUACCUUGGGACUAGAAAUGAUUUUCGUAAAAACUUCGAGAAUGACAUCUUGAGAGGGAGAGAUGCAGAUGCAACUGAUAAAGAGCGAGAGAAAGGAGACACGAAAUUAGGUGAGUUGUCACGACUAGUUUCAAAAUUUAUCAUAAGAAGGACCAAUGACAUCUUAUCGAAAUAUUUGCCAAUAAAAUAUGAAUACGUUGUAUUUGUAGACCUAUCACCAAUGCAGAAGAAACUUUAUGACUAUUUCAUAACAUCUCCAGAAAUAAAGAAGCUUUUGAGGGGCGUCGGGUCGCAACCGUUGAAAGCAAUAGGGUUGUUGAAGAAACUUUGCAAUCAUCCGGAUUUACUUUCCUUGCCGCAGGACAUAGAAGGCUCUGACGAUUUGAUACCCGAUGAUUAUACGUCAUCAAUUAGCGGUGGAGGAAGAAAUAGAGAAGUGCAAAGCUGGUUCAGUGGAAAGUUUAUGAUUUUAGAGAGAUUCCUUCAUCAAAUCAAUAGUGAGACCGAUGACAAGAUAGUCCUUAUUUCCAACUAUACACAGACUCUAGACUUGAUUGAAAGGCUCUGUCGCUAUAAAAAAUAUGGGUGCUUGAGGCUUGAUGGAACCAUGAAUAUAAAUAAGAGACAGAAAUUAGUUGACAAAUUUAAUGAUCCAAAUGGAAGUGAAUUUAUAUUUUUGUUAUCUUCAAAAGCUGGUGGAUGCGGUAUUAACCUAAUUGGUGCAAAUAGACUCGUAUUAAUCGAUCCAGAUUGGAACCCUGCUGCUGAUCAACAAGCAUUGGCGAGGGUUUGGAGAGAUGGCCAAAAGAAAGACUGCUUUAUAUACCGAUUCAUAUCAACCGGCACAAUUGAAGAAAAGAUAUUUCAGAGACAAUCUAUGAAAAUGUCACUCUCAAGCUGUGUAGUUGAUGAGAAAGAAGAUGUUGAAAGGCUUUUUAGUUCGGACAACUUGAAACAACUAUUCCAGUUUCAACCUAAUACAGUUUGUGACACCCAUGACACGUACAAUUGCAAAAGAUGUAAGAACGGAGAGCAACAUAUUAAAGCCCCAGCUAUGCUUUAUGGUGAUGCAACCACUUGGAAUCACUUAAAUAACAGCUCUUUAGAGAAAAACGAAGAUAUGUUGGUUAGGAACGAAAGUCAAUUCAACGAUGUUACCUUUGCUUUCCAAUAUAUUUCUCACUAA
Messenger RNA from Priceomyces carsonii, 2523 nucleotides. It is a transcript of the gene RAD54, whose product is annotated as DNA-dependent ATPase. The record is from RefSeq and is a predicted model, not a curated record. Gene Ontology annotation, cellular component: nucleus. Bases 1 to 2523 code for a protein of 840 amino acids. The transcript has a single exon. Lineage: Eukaryota; Fungi; Ascomycota; Pichiomycetes; Serinales; Debaryomycetaceae. Gene Ontology annotation, molecular function: hydrolase activity, acting on acid anhydrides; ATP-dependent chromatin remodeler activity; DNA translocase activity. Gene Ontology annotation, biological process: double-strand break repair via synthesis-dependent strand annealing; reciprocal meiotic recombination.